AUGGUCGCGUUUCCGCUCCUCCUGCUAUCGGCCCUCUUCGUCCUGAUACCGUUGACACUAUGCGCUGAAGACUACUACAAGAUAUUGGACAUCGACCGGUCAGCCUCAGAGCGUGAUAUCAAGAGAGCGUACAGAACGUUAAGCAAAAAGUUCCACCCUGACAAGAAUCCAGGGGACGAUUCCGCGCAUAAGAAAUUCGUCGACAUUGCUGAAGCAUACGACGUCCUAUCCACGGCCUCAACAAGGAAAAUAUAUGAUCAAUACGGGCAUGAGGGUCUACAGCAACAUAAACAGGGCGGAAGCGGUGGUAGACACGACCCCUUUGACCUGUUCUCUCGGUUCUUCGGUGGCGGAGGGCAUUUCGGUCACCAGGGCGGCCACAGACGUGGCCCUGACAUGGAACUUCGCCUCGAACUAGCCUUACAAGAUUUCUAUAACGGCAGAGAGGUGGAAUUCAAGAUUCAGAAACAGCAAAUAUGUGAUGCUUGCGAAGGUUCUGGCUCCACGGAUGGAAAAGUGGAUGUCUGCAACCAAUGCAAGGGCCAUGGUGCCGUAAUUCAAAAACACAUGAUCGCUCCCGGUAUAUUUCAGCAAGUUCAAAUGGCUUGUGACAAGUGCGGAGGGAAAGGAAAGUCGAUUCGGCAUCCUUGCAAAGUAUGCGGCGGUAGCAGAGUCGUCAGAGCUGAGGUUCCUAUAUCAGGAACCAUAGAAAAGGGUAUGGGCCAGGGAUCAAAACUGAUAUUCGAAAAUGAAGCCGAUGAAAGCCCCGACUGGGUUGCGGGAAAUUUGGUUGUCACAUUGAAAGAAAAAGAGCCCGUAUUGAGUGAUUAUGAACCUUAUCGCACGGAUGGAACAUUCUUCCGCCGCAAGGGCAAAGACCUUUUCUGGAGGGAAGUUCUCAGCGUCAGGGAAGCCUGGAUGGGAGACUGGACCCGAAAUCUAACACAUCUGGACGGCCACAUUGUACAGAUAGGCCGCAAACGAGGCGAAGUUGUCCAGCCCUUUACAGUGGAAAAGAUACCAGAGCAGGGAAUGCCAAUAUAUCAUGAAGGCCACAUACACGAACAGUCUCCACACGACGAAUUCGGUUCGCUUUAUGUUGAAUACGUUGUUGUCCUACCCGACCAGAUGGAGAGUGGCAUGGAAAAAGACUUCUUCGCUCUGUUCGAAAAAUGGCGGAAGAAGAACGGUGUCAACCUCCAGGAAGAUUCCGGCCGGCCUGCUCCUCCAGAGGUUGAAAAGCACGACGAGCUAUAA
Nannizzia gypsea CBS 118893 is the source of this 1257-nucleotide messenger RNA. RefSeq names its product chaperone dnaJ. Gene Ontology annotation, cellular component: cytoplasm. The transcript has 2 exons. Gene Ontology annotation, biological process: protein refolding. The coding region runs from base 1 to 1257 and encodes 418 amino acids. Gene Ontology annotation, molecular function: Hsp70 protein binding. The record is from RefSeq and is a predicted model, not a curated record. Lineage: Eukaryota; Fungi; Ascomycota; Eurotiomycetes; Onygenales; Arthrodermataceae.